AUGCCCAGGAAAAGACCCAACAUUACGACAUCCUCGACCAGACUUGGCCAGGAGAUAUCGGGCGAUGGCAGUGUCGAAUGCCGACAAGCAUCCCGAGCACCAGCGCAUUGGCUCCCUCAGGGACUGAAAGCGCUGGAUGAUGGCAGAGGAAUGACAAAGUCUCUGAUAGGAACCUGCAUCAUCCUUGGGCUCCAACACUCCGAAUCGAUCGUGCCUCAAGCCGCUCACGACGUUUUCAUGAAGAGAUGGGUGCAGGUGGCGGCUGUCACUAAGGCCCGCUUUGACCUCGAACUCGUUCAGUGGCAACUUGGCAUGUUCCUCAUCUUCUUUCAUAUCUGCCUCCUGCAGUCCUUCCUUGCUGCUUUCCUCUGGGACGUAGUCCGGCGCUACAAGAGUCUGAACCAGAUGAUCUGUAUAUUGUAUGUUGUUGUUGUCACAUGUAUUGUUUCUGUGCUGCUGCUGAGGGAGAGGCAUUGCGUGUCGAUCUCGUCUGGGUUGCUACAUCAAGGGAUCUCGUGCGUUGGUGGCGGAGUUGAGGGAAGGAGCAGCUUUGUCUAUCACCUCCUCCUCUUCAUCCUUCUCGUCUUCUGGAGAAUCUCCGGCCCGAUUUCCGGAAUCAGCUUCCUAGUUGCAAUGAUGUUUCUGAAGAAGAGCAGGACUGGCAGUCGAGAUGCAGACGAAAGAAGCGCCAUGCUGUGGAAUGGGAUAGUAGACUUUAUCUGGAAGGUUUCGAUGCUGGACGCCAUUUUCAUGCCAGUGCUGCUUCGAAACCUCCCCGGGGCCUCGGGAGUUCUUGUGGCUCUGUCGUCCAUCAUACCUUACUGCACAGGGCUUGCAAGCUUGCAGAUGAAGAGGAGGAGCUGCAUGGAUGGGUUCAAUUGGUCGGUGUUGGUGGGCUGCUUGUCGUCUAUGAUGAUGAUAAUUGUUCUUUCGAUCUUCUUCUCUUCGAAAAGCACCAUGUUCGCGCUGCACCUUCACUCCUUCGUGAUUGUUCCGCUGCUGUAUGAGAGCACAAGUCUUGUUCUCUCUGGCCGUGAUAGCAAAGAGAUGGGCGGGGACAAGGAUGGGAUGGCAGAGGAUGAAGUGAUGAAGAUUCACAUUGCCUAUGCCACGUCCGUGAGUCACGUCGAGUAUCAGGUGGACGGGAAGAAGGGACUGCUGCACGUGCAGCCCCACCACAGGAUUUCUUCCUCUCUCCUCCGCAUUGAGAAGUUUCGUGUCAGCGGUCAGCGAGCGCAGGCGGGAAGUAUCAGGUUGCGAUGCAAGGGUAAGACCUGGAGCAAGUGGAGCAGGCGGUUGAGCUUGGAAGAGGUUGCGGACGUUGAGUUAGUGUGGGAGGGAGCGGCUGAUGUGAGACGUGGGUCGAACAAUCAAGAGAAGCAGGGGAAGGGUUGUGAUGAGGGAGACGGGACGCGCGAUGAAAAGUCGGCAGGAGAGCAACAGCAGCAGUUCGAGCUGUCGACCAGCGAUGGAUCGAAAGACUUUUCGUCGUCCACAGACGAGGCGGCAAGUGAGCAAGAGGAAAGCGAGGUUUCAAACCAGUUGCACCUUCAGCAGAUGUCCAGCAUACUGGGGGCGCAUACAGUGGAGGAGCUUGCGAGUUUCAAUGAAAAAUUCGCGUCCUCAGAUGUCUCUGGAGCACCCACUCGCCCGGUCAGUCACCAGAAGCAUGAAGAAGAGGCAGAUGAUGGCCAAGAUCAGAAGGCGGAGCCAGACAAGGGCAAGGAGGUGAAGGCGGAAGAUGAGAUGGGCGAUGAGCAGCAGCAACCAAAAGAUGAAGUGGCGACACAAGGGAAGAGCAAGGCAGACGAGAAGCAAGUUGAAGUGGAGCAGGAGGAGAAACAGGACGAUGACGAUGACGAUUACGAUAACGAAGAGAAGGCAGACUCUCUGAAGGCGGUGAAGGAGUUCACCUCUCAACUUCUUCUAGGGGAGGACGAGGCUCGCUGGUCCCUGCUCAACAGGAAGGCGGAAAGUGCCCUGCUCGCCAGGCGGGAAGUGGAGGCCCUGAGAGAACCGCGGAGCUCCUUCACGGAGGUCCAGCAGACUCCUUGUCCUCCGGCUCCCGUGCAGGAGAAUUGGCUGAACCUCGACCAGGGCCCCGUUGCCCCCUCCAUCGCCGCCUCCUUCCUCCAUUUCGACCCCAACUUCGGGCGCCCUCCUCUGUUCCACGGGGAAGAGCUCCUGGAGCUGAGCAACAGCUGCUUGCCUGGCGACAUCGACGAGGCGUUCAUGGCGGAGGAUCCCAACAUCCUGAGCUUCCUCGCCGAGGCCUCGCCGCAGGAGGAAGGGGGGCGAGGCUUCUUCGCCUCCCUCGAGGAUUCGCAGGACCCGCAGCUUCUUCUCACCUGUUCGAGCGCGUUCGCGAAGAGGGAUCAGGACGAGGAGCAGGAAGGGGGGCAGGCCUAG
Messenger RNA from Guillardia theta CCMP2712, 2409 nucleotides. RefSeq lists its product as hypothetical. The record is from RefSeq and is a predicted model, not a curated record. The transcript has 2 exons. Bases 1 to 2409 code for a protein of 802 amino acids. Lineage: Eukaryota; Cryptophyceae; Pyrenomonadales; Geminigeraceae.